Messenger RNA from Plasmodium cynomolgi strain B, 1551 nucleotides. RefSeq lists its product as hypothetical. Gene Ontology annotation, biological process: double-strand break repair via break-induced replication; DNA replication. The transcript has 2 exons. The coding region runs from base 1 to 1551 and encodes 516 amino acids. The record is from RefSeq and is a predicted model, not a curated record. NCBI's taxonomy places the organism in Eukaryota, Apicomplexa, Aconoidasida, Haemosporida, Plasmodiidae. Gene Ontology annotation, cellular component: nucleus; GINS complex.
AUGUCAGAUGUGUUUUCCAUAUUUAAAAAAAAACGAAUAAAAAAAGCAAAACUGUGCAAAGCAUCCGUAAAAAAAAACAAGGGGAGAAUUUUCAUGAGUGACAAGUCCCGUCGGAAGGCGUACGAGACGAGCAGAGCGGUUAGCAGCAACCACAGCGGAUUUCUCCACAAGCACAGUAGUGAGUAUCAGAAGGCGCCAGGAGGGGUUGGAGUUGCGGGCGGAGCAGGAGCAAGCAAUAACAGCGGAAGCUUCGCGGGAGUCAUCCAAGAACCCCCAUUCAGUAAACUAGCGGCAAUCGAAUUGUUAAACAACGAAUCGAAUGUAGUUCUGGAGAAUUUUCCAAAACUGCCAAUAAAAAAUAUUGAGUCAUGUGAAGAAGUGUAUAAUAUUUUCUACAUAAGGGAUCAAUAUCUUAUUGGAAAUAAAAAUAUACAAAUAAAUAACGACCAUUUGAUUCUACUAGAAACGACAUUAGAUAAGUUAGAUGCAGCGAUCUCGGAGCUAGACACAGAAGAAAGUUAUUGCACCAAAAAAAUAUUAACAAGUGUAUACGAAAAGGUUAUUAAUUUAUAUAGGAGUUUUAAGAGUAUGAAGAAUUUCCCUCCCCAAUUAUCCAAUGCAUAUAAUUGCUUUAAGAGUAAUGUCAUUUUUGUGAAGGGAAAGCAAUUUAAAAAAAACUACGUAUUUGAUAAUUUGAUCAAUAUAUAUACCUAUCUACAGAAUAGCGAACUUCAACAGGAUAAUAUCGAAACGAUUAACCAAGCGAUCUAUAUUAAUGACAAAAAUGUCACCGCUCCAUCCUUCAUCAACAGAAGCAUUCUAACAUCUAAUGAGCAUGUGGAAGAACAUAUAGAAUACCUUCCUAUGAAAUUUAAUCCUCACUUUGUAGAGCUGAAUAAAAUUUCGAUUUAUUACCUUUUUGAGGAAUCAAUUAAUCACAUCAUAUGGCAGAAGGCCCUGGACGAAUUAGUAGUCGUUAAAGCUUUGGCGGAUAUUCCCUACUUGGACUUAUCAGAGGUGGAAGGGUUCGACUUCAAAAAGAUGAAGUCGGGACAAAGGCAAUGGUAUCCUGUGUAUAUUGCUAAAGAAUUAAGUCAGGAAGGACUUGCUACGGUAGAGUUCCCCUUUUGGUUUUACAUCGAUAAUUUAAAGAAUAUUUACAAGAAGGAGUUUGAAGACAUGCACGAGUUGACGGACCUACCCAGUCCCUUCUUCUUCGAGAUUUCUUCCAUGUUUCUCGAAAACAACGCGUUUAAGAACUCCACGCCGAUCGAGACCAUAGGCCAGCGCACCCCCUACAAGUACAUCCUCAAAGUGGCAGGUCUCAUCCAGGAUAUACGACAGAAGCGCAUUCACAAAAUUAUGAACAAAUUUAAGAACUGCGAUGUCUUGUCCGAAAUUAUGAUCAUAAAUAAUAUCCAGAUCUACGAAACUUAUUGUGUGAAUUAUUUGGCUUCCGUUUUUUUCCAGAGCAAGGGGUCAAGGAAUUCUGUGUCGGAUAACUUUGACGUACGUAACUAUCUUUUCGACCCCUUUGUUUUUAGUGCCUGA